CAGGCGCGGUGGCCUCGAUCGGCCUGGGCUGGCAGCCCCACCUUGGCAAGGAGGGUCCUCCAGCGCCCCUCGUCGGCCUGGGCCCCCUGGGCCGCACCCGAGCGAUGCCUCGCUAUUGCGCAGCGAUUUGCUGUAAGAACCUUCGGGGACGAAACAGUAAGGACCGGAAGCUGAGUUUUUAUCCGUUUCCUCUACAUGACAAAGAGAGACUUGAAAAAUGGUUAAAGAAUAUGAAACGAGAUUCAUGGGUUCCCAGUAAAUACCAGUUCCUGUGUAUUGACCAUUUUACUCCUGACUCUCUUGACAUCAGAUGGGGUAUUCGAUAUUUGAAACAAGGAAUUCCAACAGUAUUUUCUUUGCCUGAAGACAAUCAGGAAAAAGACCCUUCUAAAAAAAAAUCUCAGAAGAAAAAAUUAGAUGAUGAGAAAGAAGUAUGCUUAAAAGCCGAGUCACAAGAAUCAUUUGCAUCGAAUGAGCUAAAGAAAAAUACAGUUAAUCCAGAUAUUCUCCCUGAACACACAGGAUUACUUAAUUCACCUACAUUGGGGAAGCCACCAGCUGCAAAAACAGAAGGUAUACAGAAUAACGUAUUAACUCUUAAUCUGAUUAAACAAGAUAUUGGAAAACCGGCAUCUACCUUGGAAACAUCAGUUACCCAAGACAUAGGUAUAGGUGGUUUUCACACAUCUUUUGAGAAUCUCAAUUCUACAACUAUUACUUUGACAACUUCAAAUUCAGAAGAUAUUCAGCCAUCUUUGGAAACCCAAGAAGUGCUUGAAAUAACGACAAAUCAUCUUGCUAAUCCAAACUUUACAAAUAAUUCCAUGGAAAUUAAGUCAGCACAGGAAAGUCCAUUCUUACUCAGCACAAUUACUCAAACAGUUGAAGAAUUAAAUACAAAUAAAGAAUCUGUUAUUGCCAUUUUUGUACCCACAGAAAAUUCCAAACCUACAAUUAAUUCUUUUGUACCUGCUCAAAAAGAAACUGUGGAAAUGGAAGAUCUAGACGUUGAAGACUCCUUAUAUAAGGAUGUAGACUAUGAGACAGAAGUUUUACAAAUUGAACAUUCUUACUGCAGACAAGAUCUAAAUAAGGAACAUCUCUGGCAGAAAGUCUCUAAACUACAUUCAAAGAUAACUCUUCUUGAGCUACAAGAACAACAAACUCUUGGAAGAUUGAAGUCUUUGGAAGCUCUUAUACGGCAGCUAAAACAAGAAAACUGGCUAUCUGAAGAAAAUGUCAAGAUUAUAGAAAACCAUUUCACAACAUACGAAGUUACCAUGAUAUAGAGUGUUAAGAGGUUUUAAAGCUAUGACUUUUGUAUAAGCUUUUUGCAGCCAAACCAAAUUAUAUGUAAAGUGAACUUUUUCCUGUAUUUUUUUCCUCAUCUUAAUGAAGCUAAGUGUUCUAAUGUUCUGAACUACAUCCUGUUCUUAUAAUGUUCAUUUUUGAGAAAAACUAGAGAUUUGUUGGGCUGUAGAGAAAAAGUUUCUCUACUUGGUAAUCUUCCAAGUUAAAGUUAAGAUAGAGUGAGUAAAUAACAUGAUAAUGAUUCAUAAAAUGAGAACGUCUCAGAUAUGGUGAAAGGAAUCCAGAAGAGAAAUCAGACUCUAGUUUCAGUUCUGGUUCUGCCAUUAGCAUACGGAUUGGGCAAGUUACAAUUGAGCCUCAGUCUGUAAUCUGUAAAAUAAGGACACUUCCUAAAUCUAGUCUGUUUAUAGUUCCUUUCCUUACUAUUCAAGUACUUCUACUAGAACAACUUUUCUAUAAAGUAAUACAUACUUACGUCAUACUAAAAUACUGGCUGGUAUUUGAUGUUAUUAACUAUGGAAUUAUCCUCAAAAUUAAAUUCUGUGGUGUGUGGCUUUUUGACUAUAUAGUAAUCCAUAAUAAUAAAGGAAAGUAUUCCUUUUAUAAUUUUAUUCCAGUUGAACUAAAAUAGCCAUCCUGUAGCCAGUUCAUAGGAGAAGUAACUCCCUUAAACUAAAAAAAAAACAAAAACGUGUAUUACAGUACCUUAUGUGUAGCUGACCAUCGUAAUACAGAGUCACUUAAUCUUAAGGUUAUAAUUUAUAAACCAAAAGUUUUAAUGAGGUUAAUUUUUAAAAAUCUAUAUAAAAUUACUUUAUUUUAGAAAUCAUGCCUUUCAUCUGUUUAAUGUGUAGCUUUUUAAAAUGUGUCCUUUUGUCAUUUUACAAUUCCAGAAUGAUAGAGUAGCACUUAAUAUUAUACAUGCCCACUUAUGUAUAUUUUAUUAAAAUACAUAAGAAAUUAUAGAUAUGUGGUGAUGUUCUUAGGCAAGUAGGAAAGAAAUGGUGAUAUAAAUAAAAAUACUGCUUAUAUCCGUAUGAGUUUUUAAAAAUGUGAAAGCAAAGACUUACUGGGAACAAUAAAAACGUGGGGAAAAAAGAUCUAAAAUUGUCAGUUCAUAUAAGAUGUUACUGAUGGUGGUAUUGAGCAAGUUCUGAUCAGACUGACUCCUAGGGUUUUUUUUCAUCUUUUUAAAUAAAAAAUACUGUUGAGGAGGACUUUGAGAAUUCUGUGAGGUAAUAUAUUUUUGGUCCUGGAAAAUAAGAGGUGCUCAAUAAAUAUUAGUUGACUGCACAGCAGAGAGUAUGCCAAUUGUUUUGUAAAAUGAUGGUGAUUGUUUUUGGCCCUAUUUUAGUUUUUUCAAGCUCAUAAAAUUACUUGGUAUUAUAUAAAUAUGUGUCAGCUAAAUACAAAGAAUUAAUUUAGAAAUGUCCUUAUGGAGACCAUGGGAGAAAAAAACUUUGUUUUUGCAUAAGUUGUGUGCAGAUAAUUGGUAGAAUUAAUGUUAUUAUUUAGUAUUAUAUUUCAUUUUAUAAUACUUUAGUAAAAAUAGUAUAGAUGAAAGUAAUCUUGAUAAGUCAUUAUAAAAUAAUGUUUAACUCUGCUUUUAACUAUGUAUAUUGUAGUUUUUUUCUAUUUGUUUGAAAUUGUAGUUUACUCAGGAAUAAUUUAAACUGGUUGUAUUUCUUUAAAUGUAAUAAAUUAUAUGUAUUUAAGAUAU
This is a messenger RNA of Hyaena hyaena (striped hyena), 3031 nucleotides long. Its product is annotated as THAP domain-containing protein 5-like. The record is from RefSeq and is a predicted model, not a curated record. Gene Ontology annotation, cellular component: nucleus. Lineage: Eukaryota; Metazoa; Chordata; Mammalia; Carnivora; Hyaenidae.